GUACAUUUCAGGGAUGUUUUUGUUGCGUUUUCAUUAAUGAUUUUGUGUUGCAGCUGCACUAACAUGUUGGUUUGCUUGUGCCUUAUAGAGCAGAUGGAGUCCGUCAUUAUCAUGCUGCAUGAACAUGUUUAUGUAACAUUUACCGUUUCUGUUGGUUUAUUGCAUCAUAAAUGCCGUUACAUGUUGGCCGUGAUGAAUUGAGAUGCUGUCUGUGACCGUAGGGUGAAGGAGCUGAGCAUUGACCCCAUUGCAGUGAUGGAGGGGCGGUCCACCGGACACUCGGUCAGUCAGCUGGACGUGCUGGAGGCGCAGUGGGGAGUGGGCAGCUCUCCUCAGAGAGACGAUCUCAAGCUGCUCUGUGAACAAAACGAAGAGGAAGUGUCCCCGCAGCUCUUCAACUUCCAUGAGGUGGUGUCUCAGCUGGUGGAGAUGGAGGAGCAGGUUCUGGAGGACCACCGCACCGUGUUUCAGGUGUGUGCUCUUAUCCACAAAGAGGAGAACAUUACAUUAGGCGUAUGUGUCAUUAAACUCCCUUAAAAUAUCUUUCAA
Messenger RNA from Sinocyclocheilus anshuiensis, 549 nucleotides. Its product is annotated as kinesin-like protein KIF2A. Bases 256 to 537 code for a protein of 93 amino acids. The record is from RefSeq and is a predicted model, not a curated record. Lineage: Eukaryota; Metazoa; Chordata; Actinopteri; Cypriniformes; Cyprinidae. The transcript is spliced from 2 exons.